Annulohypoxylon maeteangense is the source of this 1625-nucleotide messenger RNA. Its product is annotated as phosphoesterase-domain-containing protein. Gene Ontology annotation, biological process: phospholipid catabolic process. Lineage: Eukaryota; Fungi; Ascomycota; Sordariomycetes; Xylariales; Hypoxylaceae. The record is from RefSeq and is a predicted model, not a curated record. The coding region runs from base 119 to 1339 and encodes 406 amino acids. Gene Ontology annotation, molecular function: hydrolase activity, acting on ester bonds. The transcript is spliced from 3 exons.
UCAUUGCUGCGCGGUCAUGAAGGUAAUAAAAGGAAUUUAGUAGCUCUCUGAAUCUUACCUGUCGGCUGUCUCUCUUUCCUGAUGCCGUUGUCGUGAGCUCAGACAAGUCAAUUCCACCAUGCGUUCCUUCAUUCUGUCGACAUUGGUCUUAGCGACCAAUGUCGCCGCGCAGGCAGAAAACACAUAUACGGCUACAGCCACUGCCGACGUCGCAAAAGCCGCUGCCACGGCGAAGACUCUCAGCCCUGUUACUAAUGUGAAGGGUAAGGCUUUCGACCGGUUAGCCAUCGUAUGGCUAGAGAACACGGACUAUGAUAUGGCAAUCGGAGAUCCGAACCUAGCGUGGUUAGCCAAGAAGGGCAUAACACUGUCGAACUACCACGCGAUCACACACCCGUCGCAGCCGAAUUACAUCGGCUCGAUCAGCGGCGACUACCUGGGUAUGCAACACGACGACUUCACGCAGAUCAACAAGAACGUCUCCACCGUCAUCGACCUACUCGAAGACAAGGGCAUCUCGUGGGGCGAGUACCAGGAGGACAUGCCGUACAGCGGUUUCGAGGGCUACGCCUAUGUCAACCAGAAGAACGGCAAAAACGACUACGUCAGGAAGCACAACCCGGCCGUGAGCUACAACUCUAACGCCGGUUCCCUCGACCGCCUAGCCGUUAUCAAGAACCUAACAACCUUCUACAAAGACCUCGAAAACGACACCCUACCGCAAUGGAUGUUCAUCACACCGAACAUGACCAGCGACGGCCACGACAGCGACAUAACCACCGCAGGCUCCUGGACACGUUCCUUCCUCGAACCCCUCCUCAACGACUCGCGCUUCAUGAAAAACACACUCGUCCUCGUAACCUUCGAUGAGAACGAGACCUACAGGAUCCAAAACCGAGUCCUAGCCCUACUCCUCGGUGACGCCGUUCCCGCCUCCCUCGUCGGCACCACCGAUAACAGCUACUACAACCACUACAGCGAAAUCGCGACCGUCGAAGCGAACUGGGACCUCCACACACUCGGGCGAUGGGACGUAGGCGCCAACGUAUUCAAGCUCGUAGCCGACAAGACAGGUGACAAAAUCCGAUCAUGGACCGGCAAAGUACCACUCAGCAGCAUGUACUUCAACACCUCGUACGCGGGGCCUCUGAACAACAACGCGGGCGGGAACAAGCGGUACCCGGGUCCGAACCUAGGCAGUGUGUGCGGCCUACACAACCGCACCGUGCUGCCCAGCAUCAAGGAGGCUUGGGAGGGCAACCCGGCGCUCGUGUAUUAUAACAGCGGCCUCGAGACCCCCGAUGGACAGCAUCCGCCUCCGGGUUAUACGCCAUCUUAACGGGAUUAGCGAGCGUAGCAUUAAAUAAUACAUAACAUACCUCAUAACGUACCUUGGUUGGUAUAUAAACACCAGUAAUAUAGACAAAACACAUAUAAAUCCCGAUAUACCUACCUACUUAGACCAGUCUCUGCGCACGCCUCGUGAUACUCCAACAAAAUAAACAAGGCCAAUCGAAUUAAUCCGAUCACGAUUCAUCGAAUCGUUUAGAUGACUUGGGUCCCGCUGACUGGCCGACACUUUCCGUACCCCGACUCUAUCUGAGGGGUAGAAUCAUGCAGGCACC